CUGUGGAUACAAACAACACCCCUUAGCUCUCUACACACAAUUCCAACAAAAAUUGUCUCUCUCUCAUUUAAGACAAACAGAGAAAAGGUACAAAGUCUCGAUCAUUCCUCUGAAUCUCUCUUUGUGGGUCUCUCUGUUUCAGUAUGGAUGGCAAAAUACGCUUAGGGAUCAACAAGAACAUGGGAGACCUCCAGAACAACGUGGAUGACGAAAUGGACCUAAGGAGAGGUCCAUGGACGGUUGAGGAAGAUUUCAAGCUCAGCAAUUACAUUUCUACUCUUGGAGAAGGCCGAUGGAACUCUCUAGCUCGUUGUGCCGGACUCAAAAGAACCGGAAAAAGCUGCAGAUUACGGUGGUUGAACUAUCUUCGGCCAGAUGUCCGCCGUGGAAACAUAACCCUUGAAGAACAACUCUUAAUUCUUGAACUUCACUCCCGUUGGGGCAAUAGAUGGUCUAAGAUUGCACAAUAUUUACCAGGAAGAACAGAUAACGAGAUCAAAAACUAUUGGAGAACACGUGUGCAAAAGCAUGCAAAACAGCUUAGAUGCGACGUUAACAGUCAACAGUUUAAAGACACUAUGAGGUAUCUUUGGAUGCCUCGUCUCGUUGAGCGGAUCCAAGCCGCCUCCGCUUCAUCCACCACUGGUUCUGCUGCCAAGUCUUGCGUCGCCACCACCACGGAUCAGUUAGUGAUCACGUCAUACGACGAGGGAGCCAACAACAACACCACCAACAUAGACCAUUUGGGUUUAACGAGCAACCCUAAUGGUUAUGUUAGUAACGUCUCGCGGGAAACUUCUAGCCUGAAAGUAUCUCCGGGGUCCGGACUGACGGAUUAUCAUAUGGGUAGUGAAGUGGAAAAGGUCGAGACUAGUCAGAAUUUGGUGGGUCCACAAAUCAUGUCGCCAUCGCAGAACUAUCUGGAUGAUAAAAGUGGAUUAUUGAACGGAGUUUUGGCGGUAAUGCAGGAGGAGAGUUAUCCUAACUUGUUUGAAAAUAUGAAUGGAAUGAUACCUUCUUAUUCGGACAGUUUCUGGAACAUUGGAAGUGAUGAAGACUUUUGGCUCUUACAGCAACAACAACAGCAGCUCCUCAACCAUGGAAGCUUCUGAAUAGACAAAAUAUUUAUUUAUAAAGAAAAGGAAUAAAAUGAAGUGGAUUAACUAGUGUGUGAAAGGAAUUGGUGUUAAAGGAAAAAACUUAUAUUUGAAAAAGGAGGGUUUCCUGUAUAUUUUUGGAGUAAGUUUGAUCGGUUCGUGUUUCUUUGGGAUUUUGAUACUACAUUAUAGUUUUAGAAAAAAAAAACCGGAAUCAAAGUACUAAGUCUCAUUUUA
Molecule: messenger RNA, 1334 nt
Organism: Raphanus sativus (radish)
Lineage: Eukaryota; Viridiplantae; Streptophyta; Magnoliopsida; Brassicales; Brassicaceae
Product: transcription factor MYB78
Exons: 3
Coding region: 144-1112 (322 amino acids)
Biological process (GO): regulation of DNA-templated transcription
Cellular component (GO): nucleus
Molecular function (GO): sequence-specific DNA binding; DNA-binding transcription factor activity
Source: RefSeq, a predicted model, not a curated record